Messenger RNA from Bursaphelenchus xylophilus (pine wood nematode), 1122 nucleotides. The record is from the annotation of a GenBank genome assembly. NCBI's taxonomy places the organism in Eukaryota, Metazoa, Nematoda, Chromadorea, Rhabditida, Aphelenchoididae.
AUGCUACUUUUAUAUCCACGGCAGCUGUCUCGAGUUCUUGCUGGAUGUCGUCGCUUCUCAGCGGCCCCAAAUCUGGUUGAAUUAGGUACUCUCAGUAGUCCGAAGGUCGAAGACAGAUACCCAGCGGGACAAGUAUGUUUUCUUUCUUGUUAUUCAUUGAUUUUAGGUAUUUUUACAUCGAGUUUUCGCCUAUCGUGGAGUUGUAGUAUGUUCUUUCGACUGCAAAGUGUAUGGAAAGCAAAAAGCGUGAGUAAUUACCUCUCCUUCUGCAUGUUUAUAUGUUUAGGAACGAGAACACGUCAAAAUUUGAAGUGGUCCCUUAUUACCAAGUGCUUAUUCACAAAGGCGAUUGGGAUCACAUGAGAAUGCCCGUGGAUUUGACAGUCUACCUGUCUGAGAAUGGUGGCCGGGAAGGGAAAAGUAUUGGAAUCAUCAAUGGAAUGGACUGUGUCCCACACAAUGACAUAUUGCCCUUGGAAUACAGAGUCCAAAAGAAUGGUACAGCACCGAUUGAUCAUGAUCUUUUCGACCGGUUGUUCAAAUUCAUGGACCCAAAUCGACCAGGUAAACAUUCUUCGAAUUUCUUUUCCAUGAUUUUAGAACUCGGAUAUGUGAACACGCAUAAUGUCCCGUCCCAACGAUCAUGGAUGGCCCCGCAGGCAACACAUGUGGAAACAACCAAUAAUGUUCGAGUAACAGCCACUACAUUCUACUUAGGACAAAACUCAAUCAACGGCCAAAUCAAACACUGCUGGAGAUAUGUGGUUAGACUUGAGAACUUGGAUGGAAGCGAUCUAAUUCUCAGAGAUCGGCAAAUCAAAGUGUUUUCUCUAAACAAUCUGACUCAAGUGAAUGGUGGUGGAGUUGUUGGAGAGUAUCCUCGAUUAUCCACUGCAGAUCCGGCCUAUCAAUUCAGCAGCACCGUGCAGUUAUUACAAAAGAAAGGCGGGCAUUUAUGGUGAGAAACCAAGUAAAAUUCUAAUAUUUUUUUAUUUCAGGGGAAAGUUCAAACUCGAAAAGGAGGAAGAUGGCACAGUGUUUGAAGUAAACAUGCCGACAUUACUCCUGGAAUCGAAUUCUUCUCAAAAUUCGCAUGGAAAUAACGAAAAUGUAGUUCAAUAG